UUGCUUUGGCUUCGCCUCGAACUUUCGGAUCAGUUUCUGUAGAAACGUCACGCCACGAGCCAGUGUAGAAUGCCUUGAGGGAGAAUCGCGGGGAAACGUGCCAGUGUCUUUCCGCGACAUAAAAAACGGGAUCCGAUAAACUCGAAUGCCUUGUUAUAGUGGGCCGACACUCCAUUAGAGAAGCAAAAGUCUAGAGUCAAAAGCAUUUUAAAAUGUGACAGUUCCGAGCGCCAGUCAUUCUUUCCCGUCUUUCCCAUCCUUCCCUUGUUUCCUGCAAUGGGAUCCGGAUAUAAGUGCCGUGGAGCGAAAAGAGUAUUUGUUAUUGCGCGAAGAAAACUGCAUAUCGAAGCCAAGUGCUGACAGCGUCGGGAGGCCCAGUGACCUGACACAGGAAACGAAAGAUACGCUAGACGUCCUCUGGAGGAGUCGCGGAGGAGACGCAGGAGGAGCCGAUUAAUACGGAAGGCGUUCGAGUCGACAGUCAGAAAGAUCUUGUUGAAGAUUCUGCCGGCUUAGUGAUGCUGCCCGCCUUGACGCUGCUGCUGCUGGGCUUGACCGGGGCGGCCACGGCUGUUUACAUUCCACCAGGACCAAAGUACAGCUGCCCCAAGGACUCGAAAUACAUCUACCCCUGCAAGUGCCUUGCCGCGGACGACGCCGGCCUCUACGUCCGCUGUGAAAAUGCGAAUCUGGCUAGCUUGAGCCUGGGCUUGAUGAAUCUGGGCCGCCAAGGCUCGCCGAUCGAGGAGCUCAUCUUGUACAAGUGCAACAUAGCUCGAUUCUAUGGGCCUGCGCUCUACCCCUUGGAGGUUCGCGUCCUCAAAAUCAUCGACACUCCAAUAAGACUGAUCGAGGAGCACAGCUUCUUGGGCCUGAAUCGAACCCUUCAGGAGCUUCACUUGCUGCGAACCGAGCUGGAGAGGUUCCCCAGGGAGGCUCUUCGGAUCCUGGGAAAUCUCACGGUCCUCGAGAUCAGCGGGCAUCGCAUAGCCGCCCUGCCGGGAAACAGCUUUGCCGAGAGCAUGGCCGCUGCGAAGCUCGAGAGGCUCGAAAUCAGCAACGGAUCGAUAUCCUCGCUUCCGGUGGAAGCGCUCACGCCUCUGAGGAGGCUCAAGAUCCUCAGGCUUCAUGGGAACAGAAUCAAGGAACUCAAGAGAAAUCAGUUCAAAGGUCUACGGGAUACCGAGAGCCUCGAUCUCUCGCACAACCUGAUCGAUAAGAUCGAUCCCUCUCACCUGGCCGACCUCACGAAAAUGGGCUGGUGCAAUUUGUCGCACAACGCGAUCGCCGAAUUGAAAAGGGGUACCUUUGCGAGAAACUCCAUACUGAAAGUCCUGAACCUGAGUCACAAUAAAAUACGACGACUGGACUCGAACACCUUUCGAGGGAUGCGCUUUCUGAGGAGACUCUUCCUCAGCGACAACGAGAUACGCGACGUGGGCCGAGGAACGUUCGACUCGAUUACGAAAAUCGGCACAAUCGAUUUGGCACGUAACUUUAUUAAACGAAUCGACUACCAGAUGUUCAGUCAGCUGCAGUACGCCGAGCUUUUAGACGUAUCCGAAAAUGAAGUAACUGUCGUUGAGAAGCUGGCCUUCAAGGACCUCUUUCUGACGAAGAUCAAUCUCUCGCGCAACGAAAUUUCAAAAAUUGAGCCCAGAGCUUUUGAGAAUUGCGCCAACAUCACGGUUCUCGAUCUGAGCCACAACAAACUGGACAACAUAUCGAAGCUGGCCUUCGAUAGCACGACUUACGCUACGGAAUUGCAGCUGAGCUACAACAUGCUCACUGCCCUGAAUCAGGUACCGCUGCAGAACAUGACCGGCCUGAAGAUCCUCAAUGUCUCGCACAACAAUCUCCACACGGUGCCAAGGCAAACCUUUCCGAAGCUCUACGAGCUUCACACGAUCGACCUCUCCUACAACAAUAUAUCGGAGAUCUACAACGCGGUCUUCCAGAGCCUCUUCAGCCUGCGCUACCUGAAUCUCUCGGAAAAUUCUCUCGAGAAGAUAAAGCCCUCGACCUUUGGACCGCUGCCGACGCUACUCGAACUCGACAUGAGCCACAAUCGGCUGAGCGACGUGUCACGCGGCAGCCUGACCCGACUCGCCAGCUGCAGGAGCCUCUCCCUUAAGGGAAACUACCUGACCAAGAUAUUCCAGCUCCCGAUCUCCCUGGGGUAUCUCGAUCUCUCGGACAACGCCCUCGAGGAGAUUCCGACGGAGGACGUCUGGCCGUCGAUGAACGCACUUCUCGGGCUGGACCUCUCGAGGAACAGACUGGCCGACAGUCUGAAGCACGGGAGCUUCGCCAACCUCCUGACCCUGAGGAGCCUCGACUUGCGGAGCAACAACAUCACGCAGCCACCGUGGGCCGCCCUGAGCACCCUGAGCAGCCUCCAGUAUCUCAGCUUGGAGGACAAUCAGUUGACUGUGCUGGAGAAAGCCGCGUUCGGCCGUCUCCCGAUUGUCUUCGAAUUGAACCUCGCGAAGAAUCGCAUUCGAGAGGUGAGCGUGCGCGCGUUCGAGGGUCUUCUGCAGCUGCUUACGUUGAACCUGACAGGCAACGAGAUCGGCCACAUCCCGAAUGGCGCAUUGCAGGGGCUCGUCUCUCUGAGGACUCUCGAUCUCUCUCACAACUCCCUGGAGAGGCUCGAGAAUAAGACCCACGGGCUGCUCGACGACUGCCUCUCGCUCGCGAGGGUCAACCUCAGCCACAACAAGAUAUCGUUCAUCGAUCGGAAAACCUUUCCCAGCAGUCCAUGGAUCCCGUACAGACUCAGGGAAGUCGACCUCUCCUAUAACACCAUGCCAGUUCUCACCUACGACAUUACCGUGGGAACGAAAACGCUCGUCAGCUUGAAUCUCAGUCACAACAGUAUCAACGAGAUAAGAAAGUAUGUCAUCGGUAAUAUGACGUCCUUGGAAACGCUGGAUCUCUCUCACAAUGACCUGAGCGACCUUUCCGAGGAGAACGUCUUCGCGCCGCCGGCGAACCUCACGAAUCUCUACCUCGGUCACAAUCGACUGACUCAGCUGCCCUUGAGCAGGAUCGUGCCAAUGCCAAAUCUAAGGAUCAUCGACGUCGAGGACAAUACGCUCGAAAGUUUCGACGCGAAUAUAAUGAGCGUCAUCGAAAACGGCACGGUACUCCGUUACGCUGGCAACCCGCUCAACUGCGAUUGCUCGGUAAGACCGCUACGAAGAUGGCUCAGCACGUUGAUCCAAGUCCCGACCGAGUGGUCCGACUUGAAGUGCGCCAGUCCGAGUUACCUGGCCGGAAAACCGAUAGCGGAGGUCAGCGAGGACUUGAUGAGUUGCGUCCUCGAGGAUGUCACUGACGAUCCGAAGUUCGAAAUAACGCCGGACAUUAAGUACCGCAGCAUCGAAUACGACGGCGACGACGAUUCUUGGACGGUCACGUGGUACGUUACGUCCAGGGAGGAUAUUGGGGACUUUUACGUAGUCGUAAGAGAGCCUGGCGCGAGCAAGUCCGUCCUUGAAAAGGAUGUGGUUUACAGUGAAAGAUCACUUAAGAUUCCUAGUCUCCCUGCGGCCGCUACAAAGUACGAGCUUUGCGUCCUUGCCAGGGACUCCGAGGGAAACGUCAAGCACUUCAGGAGUUCCCAGUGUCAAAUGCUCAGCAAGUCUUCGUUCAGUUUGGCAAGCGAACUAAAGUCCGGAGUCUCUGCGACUCUCCUACCCGCCGCCAUUCUGUACGUCACGCAAUUCUGAAAACACGCGCGCACGCACGCACACGCACGCACACGCACGCACACGUAUUUAUUUGUGAAUCCAAUUUAUGAAAAAUACACUAAUCGCGAUUGCAUAACUUUAAAGACGGUGGCCGUUACGUACCUGAGUCAAUAAAUGUACAUUGAAUGCACGCGAAGAAUUAAAAAAAAAUAAUAGCCGCUCGCUGAUUUCGAGUUGCUCUUCAAUAAA
This is a messenger RNA of Cephus cinctus (wheat stem sawfly), 3944 nucleotides long. It is a transcript of the gene conv, whose product is annotated as protein artichoke. The record is from RefSeq and is a predicted model, not a curated record. The coding region runs from base 519 to 3734 and encodes 1071 amino acids. Gene Ontology annotation, molecular function: protein binding. Lineage: Eukaryota; Metazoa; Arthropoda; Insecta; Hymenoptera; Cephidae. The transcript has 11 exons.